Messenger RNA from Capronia epimyces CBS 606.96, 924 nucleotides. RefSeq lists its product as uncharacterized. The record is from RefSeq and is a predicted model, not a curated record. Bases 1 to 924 code for a protein of 307 amino acids. The transcript has 2 exons. NCBI's taxonomy places the organism in Eukaryota, Fungi, Ascomycota, Eurotiomycetes, Chaetothyriales, Herpotrichiellaceae.
AUGUCUGUCGCAGAUAUUCCUAAGAUCGACGCAGGAAGCCUCUUCAACGUCAAUGGCCUCGUUGCCGUUGUGACUGGCGGUGGCUCAGGCCUGGGACGAAUGAUGGCUAGGGCUUUGGCGGCCAAUGGAGCCUCCAAGGUGUUUAUCAUUGGACGUCGCGAGGCUUCCUUGAACGAAACGGCCAAUUCUGUCCCGGGAAAUACCAUCGUGCCGGUGGUGGGGGAUGUUACGUCUAAGGACUCUUUACAGAAAUGCGUCGAGAGAGUCCGAGCAGAAGUUGACGCAAUUGACGUCCUCGUCGCAAAUUCGGGCAUAUCUGGUCCUUCUGUCCCGACGCUAGAUGCAAAUCGACAGCCCCUGUCCAUCGACAAGCUGGUAGACAACAUGUGGGCGCCUGAACCGGAGGCAGUGAACUCGACCUACGCCGUCAAUUUGACAGGCAUCCAUUUCACUGUUGCGGCAUUUCUGCCAUUCCUCCAUGAGGCGAACAAGAAGCGGCCACAACCACCAACAGCAGAGAACUUCAGGCCCCGGCCUCAGAUCAUCACUACGGGUUCAAUUGGUGGGUAUAAUAGGCAACCACUGUCAAGCCUCUCUUACGGCCCGAGCAAGGCUGGAGUGAUUCAUCUCACCAAACAGCUGGCCACAGUCCUAGUUCCGUACGAUAUCAGGGCCAAUAUCAUUGCUCCCGGACUCUACUAUUCCGAGAUGACAGAGACCAUGUACAAAAAUCAAGGGAGAGCGGAAGGUCACAAUGUCGAAGGCACCUUCCCCAAAGAUAUUAUCCCUGCCACCAGGAGCGGAGAUGAACAAGACAUGGCCGGAGUGAUUCUAUGGCUGUGCUCCAGGGCCGGAGCCUACAUUAACGGAUGCACUGUGGUGACUGACGGCGGUCGGCUUGGAGUUCUGCCAUCUUCUUACUGA